Nicotiana attenuata is the source of this 1435-nucleotide messenger RNA. RefSeq names its product mucin-1-like. Bases 245 to 1435 code for a protein of 396 amino acids. The record is from RefSeq and is a predicted model, not a curated record. NCBI's taxonomy places the organism in Eukaryota, Viridiplantae, Streptophyta, Magnoliopsida, Solanales, Solanaceae. The transcript has 6 exons.
UCUCUCUUCUCUCUCUCACUUAAACUUCUCUCCACCUAAACCCUCCGCUUCCAUCAACGAGCAGCACUCGCCGGCGCCGCUGCAAGUCCGUCGAGAUCCUCCACUACCAGGUCCACGCAAUCCGAAAAGUUUGAUUGAUGUAUACUUGCAGCCUUUGAUUGAUGAGUUACAAUUAUUAUGGCAUCAAGGUGUGGAAACAUAUGAUAUAUCAACCAAACAAAACUUCAGAUUGCAUGCUGCUUUGAUGUGGACUAUAAAUGAUUUUCCUGCUUAUGGAAUGUUGUCCGGGUGGUCGACUGCUGGAAAGUUAGCUUGCCCUUGUUGUAUGGAAGACACUAAAGCAUUUACUUUGAAACAUAGAGGUAAAAAUACAUGGUUCGACUGCCACCGUAGAUUCUUGCCAAUGAAUCAUGAAUUUAGGCGAAAUACAAGGGUAGCAGUUCCAGAUAUGGCAUCUAAGGGGAAGGGAAAAAUAAAAUCUAAGAAGAAAAAACAACCUGUUCCAACUUCCUCAAUUAUGCGAAAUAUGAGUCAUCCUCUUCCUCAUCCUCCUCAGUCGACUUCAUUGCCAUCUACCAUGUUCACUAUCCCCCCUCCAUCUAAUAAUUCAGUUCAGUAUUAUUCUAUGCCUGCUAAAGGCAGUCAAAGUAACACUGUUUUUAACUUUGUGCUCACACCUUCUAUACCAUUAUCUUCACCGGGCUUUCAUGGUAGUGAACAUGGUGGCUUACCAGCUGUUGCACCCUCGGUCUUUUAUGGUAGUCAACAUACUGACUCACCAGCUACUGCACCCCCGGGCUUUCAUGGUAGUCAGCAUAUUGGCUCACCAGCUGCUGCACCCCCGAGCUUUCAUGGUAGUCAGCAUACUGGCUCACCAGCUGCUGCACCCCCGAGCUUUCAUGGUAGUCAGCAUGAUGGUGCGUCUUUUGUUGCUCCAUCAUCUUCCAGUCCAUCAUCAUCAUCCAUUCCCAGCAUAUCUAGGUUGGAUAUUGGAGGCUCUCGCCCAGCUACAUCUAGUGCUGCUUCUGCACCAUCUCGUAGACGCAGGCAGAAUCUUGGAGGGGAUGUACAAUUUGAUAGUUAUAAUCGAUUGAUAAUCGUCCCCCACAAGAAUGGGUUUUUGCCAUCCUUUCAAGCUACACAUAUGGUUACAGAUUCUAUGAAGCCAUUUUAUCAUGAGCCGUGGACUUCUUGGAAAAAGAUACCGUACAGCAUCAGAGAGCAAAUGUGGAAUCAAUUUGGACAAGUGGAUGAUGAAUUAGCAGAUGAAUUGCAGCAUAAUGAAGGGAUAUAUGAAGAAUUUGAUCCUUCUGUCCUUGCUACAAAUGAGGACGAAGAUAGAGGUGUAGAACAUGAAACAAGUGAUGAGGAAGAAUUACAAGAUGAAAGUGAUGAAGACUUAGAUGAUUACUAUGAAGAUAGAGAUGAAGAUUAA